UCUCAUGCGACACGCCCAGUUUCGCUGUCUGUGUCAAGCCUUUUAUUUUGGUGAUAGCACAUGGCACCGCAAGCACAUCCCAGUGAAAAACCGCUGCGCGCGCUGCUACAGGUGGCGUUCAUUGCGUGCCACCUUAACGUCUGGAACAACUGAAGAGAGAGACAGCGACAAGGGACUAGCAGCGCUUCAACACCGCUUCAGUUCCCGGGGGAAACUCAUAAAGCUUGCUUUUGUUGCUUAGUUUGGUCGCAUUUUGGAGGCGGUUGUGGUUUCAGUCUGAGGUGAACUGGGACCUGCUGUCUGCUGGGUGUGUUCCGUGUUUUAUCGACACAUCACCGAGAUUUAACAGGUGGAGAAGGCAUCAAUCACUGCACUCACCUUGGGUUUUGACAAGAGUGUGUGUGCUGACUGAUCACUAAAUGGCGCUGACGGUGAACCUUAUCGGUCCUUCACCAUGGGGCUUCAGAAUAUUUGGAGGAAGGGACUUCAAGAAGGCCAUAACUGUAUCAAAGGUCAACGGUGGCAGCAAGGCAGAGAAGGCCAACCUGCAACCUGGUGACAUCAUCUUGGAGAUCAACAGGGAAAACACGGCGGACAUGCUGAACGUGGAGGCCCAGAACAAGAUCAAGAACUCCAAGACUCAGCUGCAGCUGGUGGUGGAGAGACCUGAACCUCCCAGCCCUGGACAGACUAACGGCAUCGGCACCCCUGAGCAGCUCACCGGACGCUUCCAGGAGGCAGUAAUAGUGAGUAGAGACGAGAAUCAGAACUACAGAGAGUACACCAUCUCCAGCCCUGCGUCGCUGUCCCCUGGACCUUAUUCCCCAGAUCCUUUUCCCAGCCCCGACGGAAAGAGGGAGAGGCUGACACCGACCAUCAACAAAAGUGUCCAGCUGCGUCCAUGGUCUCCAGUGGAGAAGAGUCACCGACUGUCCAGACCGCUGUCACAGGAAUUCUCCCCUUCAGACCACAGAAAUAACUCUGUGUACAGCAGAACCCCGACCCCACCAGGACGCUACUCCCCCCAUAGCCCCAUUGAUCGGGAUGUACCCACGUCUCCACGUCGCAGCAGUUCAAGCUCUGAGUUUGCCAUGCAGAAGUUUGACAGGGACUCGGAAGUGUACAAGAUGAUUCAGGAGAAUAAGGAGUCCCGCUCGGCACCUCGUCAGUCCAACACCUUCAAAAUACUGCAAGAGGUCCUGGAGGCUGACGAGAAAGAGGCAGCCUUGCGGUUCCCAGGGAAACUUUCGCCCAGCGCCCCCACAGUAAGCACAUCAGUGGGAGGAGGCAAAAAAAUCCACACCUGUGAGAAGUGUGGCACAAGCAUCGGCACACUGGCCGUGCGCAUCGCAGACGACCGCUUCCGCCACGCAGAGUGCUACACCUGCACAGAUUGCGGUCUCAACCUCAGGAUGAGGGGUCACUUUUGCGUCGGAGACGUGAUGUACUGUGAGAAGCACGCCAAACAGAGGUACCAAGGCCCGGGCAGUCUCCCUCAAGCCACCAUGUCCCAGCGCCAGUGAGUCUGCCACUCCACACCUGCCCCGCUCUGGAUGUAGAGGGCCGCUUGUCUGCCGGAAGCUCAACGCCAUCUGACUCGGCUAGAGACCUUGGGAUGGGGCGUGGAGGUGGAGACUAGUCAACAAAAUG
Molecule: messenger RNA, 1650 nt
Organism: Etheostoma spectabile (orangethroat darter)
Lineage: Eukaryota; Metazoa; Chordata; Actinopteri; Perciformes; Percidae
Gene: pdlim2
Product: PDZ and LIM domain 2 (mystique)
Exons: 10
Coding region: 420-1523 (367 amino acids)
Biological process (GO): actin cytoskeleton organization; muscle structure development; heart development
Cellular component (GO): stress fiber; filamentous actin; Z disc
Molecular function (GO): muscle alpha-actinin binding; actin binding
Source: RefSeq, a predicted model, not a curated record